Asparagus officinalis (garden asparagus) is the source of this 1506-nucleotide messenger RNA. RefSeq names its product serine/threonine-protein kinase 38-like. Gene Ontology annotation, biological process: intracellular signal transduction; peptidyl-serine phosphorylation. The record is from RefSeq and is a predicted model, not a curated record. The transcript has 13 exons. Lineage: Eukaryota; Viridiplantae; Streptophyta; Magnoliopsida; Asparagales; Asparagaceae. Gene Ontology annotation, molecular function: ATP binding; protein serine/threonine kinase activity. Bases 16 to 1452 code for a protein of 478 amino acids.
CAUUACAAAGACAAGAUGAAGCAUUUGAAACAACGUCAAGAACGGAGAUGGAUUCUUGAGAGAGAAUUGCAGGAGUCGGACGUUUCUGAGGAGCAACAAAUGAAUCUUAUGAAGCAAUUGGAGCAAAAGGAGACUGAGUAUAUGAGACUUCAAAGGAAUAAAAUGGGUGUUGAUGACUUCGAAUUAUUGACCAUGAUCGGAAAAGGCGCAUUUGGCGAGGUUAGAGUUUGUAGAGAAAAAGCAACAGGCAAUAUUUAUGCAAUGAAAAAGCUAAAUAAAACAGAAAUGUUGCGUCGGGGUCAGGUUGAGCAUGUUAAGGCUGAGAGAGAUGUUCUAGCUCAAGUUAACAGCAAUUAUAUCGUCAAACUCUAUUCUUCGUUCCAAGACAAAGAUUUCCUGUACCUUAUCAUGGAGUAUUUACCGGGUGGUGAUCUAAUGACUUUGCUCAUGAAAAAGGAUAUAUUGACCGAGGAUGAGGCUAGAUUUUACAUCGCGGAGGCAGUUCUUGGCAUUGAAGCUAUACACAAAAGCAAUUAUGCCCACAGAGAUAUCAAGCCAGAUAACAUGUUACUAGGCAGAAAUGGACACGUCAAGCUUUCAGAUUUUGGAUUGUGCAAGAACUUGGAUUGCAGUAAUGAAAGGGAUGAUGGCAUUAUGCGAACAGUGAACUGUGAGGGGUUUUUUCAGGCUGAUGUGCAGCAGUUUACGGAGACAAACGCACAAGCCAAACAUUUAGGGCUUUGGAGAAAGAAUCGGCGAACUUUGGCUUAUUCAACUGUCGGUACCCCUGACUAUAUUGCACCCGAAGUUUUAUCAAAGAAGGGGUAUGGAAUGGAAUGUGAUUGGUGGUCACUUGGAGCUAUUAUGUAUGAAAUGCUUAUGGGUUAUCCUCCAUUUCAGUCUAAGGAAGCUCUCUCAACAUGCAGAAAGGUAGUAAAUUGGCGAUCACAUUUGAAAUUUCCCCAAGACUUGACAAUAUCUGAGGAAGCUAAAGACCUUAUUCAAAGACUGUUGUGUGACGUUGAGCGUAGGAUUGGCACAGGAAAUGUUGAGGAAAUAAAGGCUCAUCCUUGGUUUGAAGGCAUUCAAUGGGAUAAAUUGUAUCAGAUAGAGGCUGUUUAUAUACCUGAAGUCAAUCAUGAAUUGGAUACCCGAAACUUUGAUAAAUUCGAUGAGGCGCGAUUAGAGAAUGAGAAACAAAUUCCAUUAAAACCAGCACUAGGAGACAAGACAAUUUCUUCGAAAGACCUAAAAUUUGUGGGUUACACAUUCAAAAAUUUUGAAAUCGUCAACAAUCAUGGACAACAUCAAAAAGCAGAAUCGACGAAAAAGAAGAAAAAGGUCCCUUCUGUUAAAUCUAUCUUCAACACAAGUGAUGCAUCUAAAAUGAGCUCAUCGAAUCUCUUCACUACUCAACUGAAGUACAAGGAGCCUCACUUAUUUAUCAAUUGAUGAUCAAGGAGAAUUCACUAUCACAAACACCUCCCAUUUGAGGAAGAAAGAUAU